This is a messenger RNA of Marmota monax (woodchuck), 3947 nucleotides long. It is a transcript of the gene Nop58, whose product is annotated as NOP58 ribonucleoprotein. Lineage: Eukaryota; Metazoa; Chordata; Mammalia; Rodentia; Sciuridae. The record is from RefSeq and is a predicted model, not a curated record. Gene Ontology annotation, molecular function: snoRNA binding. Gene Ontology annotation, cellular component: small-subunit processome; box C/D methylation guide snoRNP complex. Bases 2320 to 3720 code for a protein of 466 amino acids. The transcript has 13 exons.
AUCCAAGGGUAAAGUUGAGACUAGCUGGGAUUCACAAUUAGGAAAAAAAAAGAUAAGGCUCUCCAGGGGUAUACAUUCAGGUAAGCAUAUCAAUAUAAUUAAAAAUUGUAGGAAAACUAAUAGUUUUUUUGUUUUGAAUAAACUACAGAGGAGCACAAUAGUUUGUUUAUAUUAAGUUAACAAAAAAGAAGAAGGAUAGAUAAAGUUGCUGAAAUUCUAUAUUGCAAAUCAGCCAACUACUUGGGUGAUAAAAUUAGGAAAUGAACAUCUGUAAGGAAGAAUAUUAAAAUUAAGAAUUUGACAGAUAAAAAUAAUUUAUUCAUCAACCAUGGGAAAAGAUAUGAUUCUGAGUGAAAAUUGAAAAUAAAUGUGCUUGAAUAUUAUUGGGCCACCUAUCCUUGAAGAGGGUAGGCUAAAUGAGGAUCCAAUAAUGAGGCCAGUUUGUUUGUUUGUUUGUUUGUUUGUUUGUUUAUUUUUGGUACUGGGCAUUGAACACAGAGGUGCUUUAGCCACCAAGCCACAUCCCCAAUCUUUUUAUUUUUUAUUUCAAGACAAGGUGUUGUUGAGUUGCUGUAACUGGCCUUGAACUUGGGAUCCUCCUGUUUCUGUCUCCUGAGUUGGUGGGAUUACAUUCCUGCACCACUGCCUGCCCAGGUUGUUUCUUUUUUUAAAUAAGUAGUUCUAAGGCUCCUUCAGCCAUAUAGCACAACAAUGAUAUUGUUGCCCUGGAGAAUUCUUUAAAAGAUCUGCUUAAGUAUGGGUAGAAUUUUGAUAAAAUCCCAAGCAAUAUUGUGUUAGCUAUACUCCAACAGUAGGGGGCAUUGUUUGCAUAGAUCAUGAUAUUACCGGUUCCUCCUCAAAUUGUGAAAUGCUGCAUCCUUGAUCCCUAGUAUCUUGUGAAUUCUUUUUUUUAUAUCAUUGCUAAUGUUUUGGAGAUUUUUGUUUUUAAUAUUUAUAUUUUAGUUCUCGGCGGACACAACAUCUUUGUUUGUAUGUGGUGCUGAGGAUCGAACCCGGGCCGCACGCGUGCCAGGCGAACCAGGCGAGCGCGCUACCGCUUGAGCCACAUCCCCAGCCCGGAUCAUAUGACUUUAAAUAACAAUGUAUGUUAUCACAUUGUUAUUUUAAGUCAUAUCUCUGGCUAGGAAAGUAUAUCAAUAGUAGAGUGCAUACUUUGCAUGUGUUGGGUUCUGGGUUCAAUUCUUAAAACCACCAAAAAUAAAAAAAAAUUAAGUUGCCUUGGUCUAAUCUCCACAAUGCAGAGAUUGCUGUAAAUUGGCAAAUUUUUAGAUUCUAGGACAGCAUCUGACUAUACAGGAUUUAUAAUCAUGGGGUAUAUGAAUUCGAGUAAGUUCUCUAAGGAAUCCAGUCAUAGAAACCUGUGGUACCUUUUCCUGUUUUUACCAGUAAGGGAAACAUCCCCUUAGAGUUUUGAUUUGCAGUACUGGGGAUUGCCUCAUUCCAGUUUUGACAUUGAUAGCACCAAACUUGUAUCUGUAAAUGUCACUAUGUAUAUUUUAAAUCCCAUAGCUUUAAAAAUUAGAGUCUAAUGGAGUGUGAAACCAAAAUUCUGUAUGGGUACCAGAAGUUCACAUAUGCCAUUAGUAUGGAGAGGCUUGUUUUUAGUCUUGCUUAUGUUUUAUAUUAAAUAUAAUAAUAAAUUUUGAUAUGGGGAAGAUACGUAUAAUUAUUAGAGUAGGAAUUUUUAACUUAAGAAAUGAGGAUGAACACUAGGUUAUAAAUAAAAGAUGAUACAGAAGAUUAGGAACAGGAAGCAAAAGUUAAAUUUAAACUUUUCAAUUAAGAAGUUUUUCUAUUUACGUACAUGUAGUAGGUAGGUAGGUAGGUAGGUACGUGAUGCUCAAACCCAGAACCUUAAGCAUGCUAAGCAAGUGCUCUGCCACUAGUUACAUCCCCAAUCUGAGGGUUUAAAACCUUACAUAAGGAAAAAAUAUAAAGAAGACCUUUUUCUCUCUUGUUUUUUUUUUUUUUGGUACUGGGGAUUGAACCUAGCAGCCCUCUGCCACUGAGCUACAUCCUUAACCCUUUCUAUUCUUUUUAUUUUGAGACAGAGUCUCACUAAAUUGUUUAGGGCCUGAGCCUCCUGAGUCAACUCGGGUUACUGGCAUGCAAAGAAGACUGUUAGAUUUUAAGGAAUCAAUGUAAAAAUUAUAAGAGUUUAGAAACCUGCAAAAGCUAUGUGAGAGCCAGAUGCUUUUUGUCCUCACCUUGAAUCUUCCCAGAUAACUGAUGCAAUGGACUUGUAAUUCAAAUGGAUGACAUGGAAUCAGGAGGGAAGAACCAGCAUUCACAGCUCUGAUGGAGGGCAAAAUCAAUAAGCAGUUGAAGAAAGUUCUAAAGAAAAUAGUGAAAGAAGCACAUGAACCUCUGGCUGUAGCUGAUGCUAAACUAGGAGGAGUCAUAAAGGAAAAACUGAAUCUCAGUUGUAUCCAUAGUCCUGUCGUUAAUGAACUUAUGAGAGGAAUCCGAUCACAAAUGGAUGGAUUAAUCCCUGGUGUAGAACCACGUGAAAUGUCAGCCAUGUGUCUUGGGUUGGCCCACAGCUUGUCUCGAUACAGAUUAAAGUUUAGUGCUGAUAAAGUGGAUACAAUGAUUGUUCAGGCGAUUUCCUUGUUAGAUGACUUGGAUAAAGAACUAAACAACUACAUUAUGCGAUGUAGAGAGUGGUAUGGCUGGCAUUUUCCAGAAUUAGGAAAAAUUAUUUCAGAUAAUUUGACAUACUGCAAGUGUUUACAGAAAGUUGGUGAUAGGAGGAACUAUGCUUCUGCCACACUAUCUGAAUUUCUGCCAGAAGAAGUUGAAGCUGAAGUGAAAGCAGCAGCAGAAAUAUCUAUGGGAACAGAGGUUUCUGAAGAAGAUAUUUGCAACAUUCUGCAUCUUUGUACCCAGGUGAUUGAAAUUUCGGAAUAUAGGACUCAGCUCUAUGAAUAUCUACAAAAUCGAAUGAUGGCCAUUGCACCCAAUGUUACAGUUAUGGUUGGUGAAUUAGUUGGAGCAAGGCUUAUUGCUCAUGCAGGUUCUCUUUUGAAUUUGGCUAAGCAUGCAGCUUCUACAGUUCAGAUUCUUGGAGCUGAAAAGGCACUCUUCAGAGCCCUUAAAUCUAGACGGGAUACCCCUAAAUAUGGUCUUAUUUAUCAUGCUUCACUUGUGGGCCAGUCAAGUCCCAAACACAAAGGGAAGAUUUCUCGAAUGCUAGCAGCCAAAACCGUUUUGGCUAUACGUUAUGAUGCAUUUGGUGAAGACUCCAGUUCUGCAAUGGGAGUUGAGAAUAGAGCUAAAUUAGAGGCCAGAUUGAGAACCUUGGAGGAUAGAGGGAUAAGAAAAAUAAGUGGAACAGGAAAAGCGUUAGCAAAAACAGAAAAGUAUGAACACAAAAGUGAAGUGAAGACUUAUGAUCCCUCUGGUGAUUCCACACUUCCAACCUGUUCUAAAAAACGCAAAAUAGAACAGGUAGACAAAGAGGGGGAAGUAACUGAAAAGAAAGCCAAGAAAGCCAAGAUUAAAGUAAAAGUUGAAGAGGAGGAGGAAGAAGUAGUACUAGUAGAAGAAGAGACAUCUACCAAGAAGAAGAAGAAAAAGGAUAAAAAGAAACACAUUAAAGAAGAACCAGUUUCUGAGGAAGAGCCGUGUACCAGCACAGCAAUUCCUAGUCCAGAAAAAAAGAAGAAGAAGAAGAAGAAGAAAGACAUUGAGGACUAAUGGAAAAGGAAACAAUUUUGGCACCUGGAAACAUCAUGCUUAAGAUUCGGUUGGGAGUAUGCCAGAGAUGCUCUCUAAAAUCAUCAAGGAGAGGUUGAAUGAAACAGUGAUUAAUCAUCUCUAGCUUUUCACACUUGUGUCUUUAUGUCAACUCUUGUUAACCUUAUUAUGUCAACAUUUGUUAGAGUCUUUGAUAUAUAAAUAAAAAUAUUUUCUUUGUAUUUUAA